AUGAAGUUUGCUGUCUCGUUCUGGUCUCUACUUAUUGCCGGCGCGGCCGCGUCGAACGUCCUUGACCUUGUCCCGGAUAACUGGGACGAGGUUAUUGGCAAGGGCAAGCCCGGUCUUGUCGAGUUCUUUGCUCCCUGGUGUGGACACUGUAAGAACCUCGCACCAACAUACGAACAGCUCGCGGAUGCCUUUGCCCACAAGAAAGACAAGGUCAUUGUCGCGAAGGUCGACGCGGACGGCGAGGGCCGACCACUCGGCCAGCAGUACGGCGUGACCGGCUUCCCCACGCUGAAGUGGUUUGAUGCUGAGGGUAACGCCGAGCCGUACGACGGCGCACGCGAUCUGGAUGCUCUUGCCGCCUUUGUCUCCCAGAAGUCCGGUGUCAAAUCCAACAUCAAGCCUCCGCCUCCGCCCGCAACCCUCAUCCUCGACACGCACACCUUCGACGACGUAGUAUUGAACCCGGAACACGACUCCAUCGUAGCCUUCACCGCUCCCUGGUGCGGCCACUGCAAGAAGCUCAAGCCGACAUUCGAAGAGGUCGCAAAGGACUUCGCAUUGGAGAAGAACUGCGUUGUCGCGAACGUUGACGCUGAUGCCGAGGCUAACCGCCCGCUCGCGGUUAAGUACGGCGUCUCGAGCUACCCGACUCUCAAGUUCUUCCCCAAGGGCGGCGAGCCGAUUCCCUACGAGGGUGCGAGGACCGAAGCUGCAUUCGUCGAGUUCUUGAACGAGCACUGCGGUACGCACCGCACCGUUGGCGGCGCGCUCAACGACCUCGCGGGUCGUCUGCCUGAUUUCGAUGAGAUCGCGAGCAAGUUCUACUCUGCGGAGGAGAGCGCGCGUCAGACGAUUCUUGCUGAGGCUGCUACGCUUGCGGAUACUGUUGGUCCUGCUGCGAAGCAGUACUUGCGCGUCAUGGAGAAGGUCGUGAACGGCACUGGCGAUUACCUCGAGAAGGAGUCAAAGCGCCUCUCGUCGAUCCUCGCGAAGCGCACCAUGGCUCCGGCCAAGCUUGACGAAUUGAAGGUCAAGGCGAACAUCCUCGCCGCCUUUGCUGAGAAGAAGGUCGAGGAGGUUAUUGAGGAAGUUACGAACACGGAUGAAGUGCGCCACGAGGAGCUCUGA
Molecule: messenger RNA, 1128 nt
Organism: Peniophora sp. CBMAI 1063
Lineage: Eukaryota; Fungi; Basidiomycota; Agaricomycetes; Russulales; Peniophoraceae
Source: the annotation of a GenBank genome assembly